AUGAAGUACUGUCCUGCCCCAGGUUGCGAAUUCGCUCUUGAAUGUUCGGUUAAUGAUAUCAGAGGUUUCAAUCACCUGAUUUGCGAGGUCCCAUGUCAGAACACGGCGAAAAAACCGGAGGAUUUUAUAGUUGCAGCCGGUACAAGAGCGCGAGAAAGAAUGGAGAGUAUAGUACAGAAGAGAAGAUCAGACGGAGGGCCAAGAAUGCGAUCCGGAAGUAUGCACAUUAUUUCGAGAGAUGGAAUGUUCAUCACAGAUGGUUGGACUCAGAUUGUGGAAUCUAGGAGAGUUUUGAAAUGGUCCUACACAUAUGGGUACUAUCUACCGGAGAAUGAACCGGCAAGGAAGAAGUUCUUCGAGUAUUUACAAGGGGAAGCGGAAUCUAAUUUGGAGAGACUCCAUAGUGUUGUUGAGAAAGAGCUUCCAAAACACAGCAGCGAAGAAGUUCCUCCGUCCGAAUUUAGGAGUUUCAGAACCAAACUCAUUGAUCUAACCAAGAUUACACACGGACUUACUUUGAGAACUUGGUCACAGCACUAG
Molecule: messenger RNA, 540 nt
Organism: Oldenlandia corymbosa var. corymbosa
Lineage: Eukaryota; Viridiplantae; Streptophyta; Magnoliopsida; Gentianales; Rubiaceae
Source: the annotation of a GenBank genome assembly